UUCAGAAUCAAAAUGGCCGCCGAUGUGACACAAUUUUGGUGUAGUCUCAGUAAUCGGCUGAAACUCAUGGAUUCCACUCAAAUCAAACAGGGAAAUCUAAGAUAUUUAAUACACUUGUUACUUGCUUCAUUAGCUGGAUUAUCAAUAGCGAUAAUUGUCACACAUGCACCGGUAUUUUGGCGACUUCGAUCGAGUAAGAACACUCUUGAUCCACCAGGAUUCCGCGAAGGACUGAAUAUGUUGAUUCCAGAAAUACAUUUUGACGCUGAAGUUCAAGACCCCCUGUAUGGCGAAGCACUAGCAGCAUUAAAAGCUGCUUCAGCAAUGAAACAUGGUGGAAAACAUUCCAAAGCUGUCAAGCUCUUCCAACAAGCUGUUUCCUUAGCACCGCAUCAUCCAGAAAUACUACUACAGUACGGGGAGUUCCUAGAACAACAUGACGUGGUCCAGGCAGAGCAUCUAUAUAACCGCGCCCUCACUGCAAACCCUUUGGACUCACGGGCUUUAGCAAACAGGCAGAGAGCACUCCCAAAAGUCAAACAACUUGACCAAGAAAUGCUGGACAAAAUAGAUGAAAAGCGUGAUAAGCUGUUCAGUAUACCGGCUGGAAGUCUUCCUAUGAAAAGAGCCAUUAAAGAGGCAUACUUUCAACAUAUUUAUCACUCAAACGCUAUUGAGGGUAAUACCAUGACACUUUCUAUGACGAGAGCUAUUGUGGAAACUAAAAUGGCAGUACCUGGAAAAAGUAUCUUGGAGCAUAACGAGGUUUUAGGACUUGAUGAGGCCUUGAAGUACGUCAACAGUACUCUGAUCCAGAAAUCAGAGAGCAUUACAAUAGAUGACAUCAUUGAAAUUCAUAGGCGUGUUCUUGGGCAUGCCCACCCAUUAGAAGCUGGGAGGUACAGAAGCACCCAGGUGUUUGUGAGCGACCACGUGCCCCCAGCUCCUGAAGACCUAGAAAAGCAAAUGAAUGCUUUCAAUGACUGGUUGUUAUCAAGGGACCCUGAAAUCUUACAUCCUAUUGAGUUUGCUGCUCUUUCUCACUACAAACUCGUCUACAUCCAUCCAUUUACAGAUGGAAAUGGAAGAACUGCUAGGCUUCUUAUGAAUGCCAUCCUGAUGCGUGCUGGAUUCCCACCAGUUAUUAUCAGAUUCCAAGACAGGCAUGAUUAUUAUGAGUAUCUUAAUCAGGCUAAUCACGGCGAUAUACGACCCUUUAUUAGAUUUGUGGCGAGGUGUACAGAGAGGACUAUUGAUGCAUAUUUAGCAUCCACAACUAUUUACCCAUUAGGUCAUGAACGCACCAGAGAACUAACAGAUGCACAUGACGAGAAAGAUCCAAAUCGUUGAUCAAAAGAAUUGUAUUUAAUAUCAAAAUAUUUAUACCCUUAGAGAACAAAAAUAAAGAGCUAUUUUUACUAUA
Nematostella vectensis (starlet sea anemone) is the source of this 1423-nucleotide messenger RNA. RefSeq names its product protein adenylyltransferase Fic. Lineage: Eukaryota; Metazoa; Cnidaria; Anthozoa; Actiniaria; Edwardsiidae. Gene Ontology annotation, molecular function: protein binding. The coding region runs from base 13 to 1350 and encodes 445 amino acids. The transcript is spliced from 2 exons. The record is from RefSeq and is a predicted model, not a curated record.